UGCACAGCCUCACGUUCUACAUUGUCCGUUUCCCUUUUCAUCAUAAAAGUGAAGAAAUUCGAAGGCCCCUAUUAUAGUCCUCUCUCUCAAACCCCCUCCAUUUGUCUCUCUAAAUCUCUUAUCUCCCUUUUGUAACUCCAAAACCAGCGUGCGUCUCCGAAACUCCGAAGAAGGCCAAGAGAAAGAUAAGCCUGAAUUAACUGUGGUGAUGCAUCCUCCUCUAACCUUACACAAGCACCCAAUGUGUGCUGAAAUUAUUGAACAGUUUCAGAAGUGUCACAUAGAUCACCCUUGGGCAAAAUUCUUUGGUGAAUGUACAGAUCUCAAGAUAAAGCUUGACCGUUGCUUCCGACAGGAGAAAGCUCUGAAGCGAAAAGCCAACUUUGAAGAGAGCAAGAAACUGAAGGAAAGGCUCCGAGCCUCUAAAUUCGAAAAUGAAGAAAAGGUGGAGUAACACUAUCCUACCAAGUGGUCCAUCUCUUGAAAACACCGCCACAAACCAUGUAAAAUCUAAAAAUACCAAUUCAUGUGAAUGUUGCUGCUGCAUGCCCGGGUACUUGAAAGUGAAAUGGUUUACGAAGUAUAUAUGAAGCUUAGGAGUCGGAGUUUGGCCUUAGAAAAUGUUGCAGUUGAAAUUCUUUUAUAGAGCUCACCAGUUAGUGAGAUGGCAUCAUGCAUUUGUUCGCAAAAUAUUAUGAUAAAGAAUUUGAUUAAAAGCAAAAUUCUUUUGCUUUUUUCUGUCUAC
Messenger RNA from Amborella trichopoda, 745 nucleotides. RefSeq names its product Cytochrome c oxidase biogenesis protein Cmc1-like protein. Lineage: Eukaryota; Viridiplantae; Streptophyta; Magnoliopsida; Amborellales; Amborellaceae. The record is from RefSeq and is a predicted model, not a curated record. Gene Ontology annotation, cellular component: mitochondrion.